UGUUUAAGUUAAAAAUAAAGUAUUCGGCUUUUACUGACUCUUAGGUUUUGGGGGACGGGCCCGCACAAGUCAUCUUGGGUGGUUUUUGUUUUUUUUUUGGUUUUGUUUUGUUUUGCGGGGGAUUCCCUCCCGUUUUGCUGCCUCGGCGUCCUGACUUCCAAGAGCAGGAUGUCAAGGUCCGGCUCCAAUGGGCAAGGUCUUUCCAGCAUCUGGCAAUCUCGGGUGCCGGGUGCCGGGGAGACUGGGGCACGGCCCCCCCUUCCCUCCAGGUGGAAAAGCCAAGAAGAAAGGAGGAUCCAGAAAAUCAGGGAGCUUAAGCACAUAAAGUAUUCACUGUGAAGAAAAUAGCAUUUUGAGACAUUUUUCUGUUGCAAGUGAUAGAGAAAAAACCAAUACAGAAGUGCACUCUCCUAUGCGUGUACCUCAUUGUACUGCUUUUGAUAUAUCAGCUUAGUAAUGAAGCCACCAUUAUGUCCUCAGUCAAUGAAGUAAAUGUUGAUAUCAGAGAUUUCCUAAUGAGCAUUAAUUUGGAGCAGUACCUCCUACACUUCCGCAAGUUUGGUUUUAAUACUGUGAAAGACUGUGCAGCAAUAAAUGAUGGUGUGCUACACAAAAUUGGAAUAUCACCUACAGGACACCGGAGGAGGAUACUGAAGCAGUUACAGAUAAUCUUGUCAAAAAUGCAAGAUAUCCCAAUAUAUGCAAAUAUCCAUAAAACAAAGAAGGACGAUGAGACUUCAGAGGAUCACCACGCUCCAUCCUCUGGCCAAAAUACCUCCAUAGAACUUUCAGAUACAGGUGGUGUCCAGGCACCUAGCCCGACGCACUGGGAGACUGUUAUCAAAAAUCUUGAUCGAAAUGACGUUAGUGUAGAAAAUAGCCAGUCUCUUAAAUCAGAUGAUAAGCUGUCUCUUCUUAAACACAACUUUCCCGUUCCAGAAGAAGAACCACACCUGAAUUUGAGUUCUUUUCAACACACUUUAUUUGGUAAUGAAAAUAUUAAAAUAGAAUCUCUGAAUACAGAGAAAACUACAGAUUGCACAAGUGAAGAACAACAAACCAUAAGAUUUGAUUUGCUCUCAGAAAAUGCGAGCAAGCAUCCUGAUGCAGAUCCUGAAUGCCUUUCCUCCCUUGGCUGUUCAGACUCGGAGGCAAAUUCUGGAAGUGGAACUAAUGGUUUAAUGGAAAGAUCACCACCAUCCCCAUUCUUUCAAUUUCAAGGAGAAAUGGUUGUAAAUGAUUUGUAUGUCCCGUCAUCUCCAAUCCUGGCACCAAUGAGAAGCCGUAGCAAGUUGGUUUCAAGACCAUCUCGAUCUUUUCUACUAAGACAUCGGCCUGUACCAGAGAUUCCCGCAUCAACAAAAGGCAUUUCAGGGAGCUAUUACCGUGAGAGAAGAAAUGUUGCUACCUCAACUGGAAAGUCUGUGACACAGGAAAAUUCAAAUGAGGAAAAUUCAUCUUCCAUUUUUCCUUAUGGAGAGACCUUUCUCUUCCAGAGACUAGAAAAUUCCAAGAAGAGGUCUAUAAGGAAUGAAUUUUGGACCGAUGAAGAAACACUCAAAGGGGAUACAAUUACUGAAAGAAACUCUUUUCUCAUCAAAUCAAGCAUAUAUGAUAACAAGAAGGAGAAUAUAAGUGAAGACAAAGUGGAAGAUAUUUGGAUACCUCGAGAAGACAAAACUAAUUUUCCAAGAGACUCAGCUUCAGAAUCAGAAUAUUCAACAGUAGAAGAAUGCUUUCAGAGUUUAAGAAGAAAAAACUCAAAGGCAUCUAAAGCUAGGACUCAGAAAGCAUUGACUGUGGACCCUGUCAAUAGGCACAGUUAUCCAUUAAGCUCAACAAGUGGAAAUGCUGAGUCCACAGUCGUUUCUUCAAAUGCAAUAUCUCCCUAUGCCUGUUUUUAUGGAUUCUCUGCAAGGAAAGUUAAAUCGGGAUGGCUAGACAAGCUCUCUCCUCAAGGAAAACGCAUGUUUCAGAAGAGAUGGGUGAAAUUUGAUGGCCUUAGCAUUUCUUAUUACAAUAAUGAGAAAGAGAAGUAUUCAAAAGGAAUAAUUCCCCUUUCUGCUAUAUCUACGGUACGAGUUCAAGGAGACAACAAAUUUGAAGUUGUUACAACACAAAGAACUUUUGUUUUUAGGGUAGAAAAAGAAGAGGAGAGAAAUGACUGGAUCAGCAUACUAUUAAAUGCACUGAAAUCACAAUCCCCUGCCUCGCAGUCUCAAGCAGCCCCUGCACCUGAGAAAUGUGGAUAUCUUGAAUUGAGAGGGUAUAAAGCCAAAAUUUUUACUGUGUUAAGUGGAAACAGCGUGUGGCUUUGCAAAAAUGAACAGGAUUUUAAAAGUGGACUUGGUAUUACCAUAAUUCCUAUGAAUGUAGCAAAUGUAAAGCAAGUGGACCGAACUGUAAAACAGUCUUUUGAAAUAAUCACCCCCUAUCGGAGUUUUAGCUUUACAGCCGAGUCUGAAAAAGAGAAACAAGAGUGGAUUGAAGCUGUGCAGCAAUCGAUAGCAGAAACUCUCUCUGAUUAUGAGGUAGCUGAGAAGAUUUGGUUCAAUGAGUCCAACAGGAGCUGUGCCGAUUGUAAAGCCCCGGAUCCUGACUGGGCAUCCAUCAAUCUCUGUGUUGUCAUCUGUAAGAAGUGUGCAGGACAACAUAGAUCUUUAGGACCAAAAGAUUCCAAGGUUAGAAGUCUAAAAAUGGAUGCCAGCAUUUGGAGCAAUGAACUCAUUGAGCUCUUCAUUGUCAUUGGAAACAAAAGAGCAAAUGACUUUUGGGCUGGUAAUCUUCAAAAAGAUGAAGAAUUACACAUGGACUCACCUGUAGAGAAGAGAAAAAACUUCAUCACUCAGAAGUACAAAGAAGGAAGAUUCAGAAAGACCCUAUUGGCAUCUCUCACCAAAGAAGAAUUAAACAAGGCUCUGUGUGCUGCUGUAGUGAAACCAGACGUUCUGGAAACAAUGGCUUUGCUGUUCAGUGGAGCAGAUGUCAUGUGUGCAACUGGAGACCCUGUGUAUAGCACCCCCUACCUGCUGGCCAAGAAGGCUGGCCAAAGUCUACAGAUGGAAUUUCUCUACCAUAACAAAUUCUCAGAUUUCCCUCAACAUGAUAUUCACUCUGAAAGUGGAUUAAGUCAGGAGUCCUCCCAAUCCACGUUCCUCUGUGACUUUUUGUAUCAGGCUCCUUCUGCUGCUUCUAAACUCUCUUCGGAGAAAAAACUGCUUGAAGAGACAAAUAAAAAGUGGUGUGUUUUGGAAGGAGGGUUCUUGAGUUACUAUGAAAAUGAUAAGUCUACCACGCCUAAUGGCACCAUUAACAUCAGUGAAGUUAUCUGCCUGGCUGUACACAAAGAAGACUUCUAUUUAAAUACGGGGCCCAUCUUUACCUUUGAGAUCUAUUUACCCUCAGAACGUGCAUUUUUAUUUGGAGCUGAAACAUCUCAAGCUCAAAGAAAAUGGACAGAGGCAAUAGCCAAGCAUUUUGUUCCCUUUGUUGCUGAAAACUUAACAGAAGCUGAUUAUGAUUUGAUUGGUCAACUCUACUACAAAGACUGCCAUGCCCUGGAUCAGUGGAGAAAAGGCUGGUUUUCUAUGGAAAAAUCUAGUUUGCGUUUUUGUCUCCAAAUGCAAGAAGUUCAGGAAGAUAGAAUGCACUUAAGAAGACUGCAAGAACUAACAAUCAGCACAGUGGUUCAAAAUGGGGAAAAAAUGGAUGUCUUGCUCUUGGUAGAAAAAGGGAGAACAUUAUACAUCCAUGGACAUACCAAGUUGGAUUUCACAGUCUGGCAUACUGCAAUUGAAAAAGCAGCAGGUACAGAUGGUAAUGCAUUACAGGAUCAGCAGCUCAGCAAAAAUGACGUUCCCAUUAUUGUGAACAGCUGUAUAGCAUUUGUUACACAGUAUGGUUUAGGGUGCAAAUAUAUCUAUCAAAAGAAUGGUGAUCCUUUGCACAUAAGUGAACUCCUGGAGAGUUUCAAAAAGGAUGCAAGAAGCUUUAAAUUGAGAGCUGGAAAGCAUCAGCUUGAAGAUGUGACAGGGGUGUUGAAAAAUUUCCUCUCUGACAUUGACGAUGCACUUCUUACUAAGGAGCUCUAUCCAUAUUGGAUCUCUGCUUUAGAUACUCAGGAAGACAAGGAAAGAAUUAAAAAGUAUGGAGCAUUUAUACGUACUCUUCCAGGGGUCAACCGAGCAACAUUGGCAGCUGUAAUUGAACACCUGUACAGGGUUCAGAAGUGCUCAGAAAUCAAUCAUAUGAAUGCGCAUAAUUUGGCCUUGGUCUUUUCAUCCUGUUUGUUUCAAACUAAGGGACAAACUAGUGAAGAAGUGAAUGUAAUCGAGGACUUAAUUAACAAUUAUGUUGAGAUAUUUGAGGUUAAAGAAGACCAAGUCAAACAAAUGGACAUAGAAAAUAGCUUUAUUACCAAGUGGAAAGACACUCAAGUUUCCCAGGCUGGAGAUUUAUUAAUUGAAGUCUAUGUUGAAAGGAAGGAACCUGACUGCAGUAUUAUAAUUCGGAUAUCUCCAGUGAUGGAAGCAGAGGAAUUAACUAAUGAUAUAUUAGCAAUAAAAAAUAUAAUUCCUACGAAAGGCGAUAUCUGGGCCACAUUUGAAGUCAUUGAAAAUGAAGAGCUAGAACGCCCCCUUCACUAUACAGAAAAUGUGUUGGAACAGGUUCUUCGGUGGAGUUCAUUAGCUGAACCUGGCUCUGCAUAUCUUGUGGUGAAGAGAUUCUUAACCAUUGACACAAUUAAACACUAUAAUGAGAGGAGAACCCUGGAAAGUAUCAAAGAAGGAGUCUUAAAGAUUAAAGAAGAACCAUCUAAAAUACUGUCUGGAAAUAAGUUUCAAGAUCGGUAUUUCGUUUUACGAGAUGGGUAUCUCUUUCUCUACAAGGAUUCAAAGAGUAGUAAAUAUGACAAAAUGUUUUCUCUUGCUUCAAUGAAGUUUUAUCUUGGAGUGAAAAAGAAAAUGAAGCCUCCAACAAGUUGGGGAUUGACAGCGUAUUCUGAAAAACAUCACUGGCACAUUUGUUGUGAUAGUCUACAAACUCAGAUGGAGUGGAUGGCCAAUGUCUUCAUUGCCCAGCAUGAAAAUGAUAUAUGGCCACCAGCUGGAAAGGAACGGAAACGUUCUAUAACCAAAAAUCCCAAAAUUGGAGGUUUGCCUCUAAUUCCCAUCCAGCAUGAGAGAAGUGCAACCCUAGCCCGGAGAAAUAUUGAGAGUGCGAGGGCAGAACUGGAAAGACUGCAGCUCAGUGAAAAGCGGGAUCAGGAGUUGGGGGAUAGCAGCAUCAAGGAGAGAGCCUCCAUGGUGGCCCACUGCCUGGAGCACAAGGACGAGAAACUUCGAACUCGAACCAGAAAACACCGGAGUUUCAACUGUCUGGAGGACACAGAGGCAGAGGUCCUUCCCGGGCCACAGAAAAGCCAUAAAGGCCUCAAGACAUUGAGGAAGACGGAGGACAGGAAUGGCAGGGCUGCUUUGGACUCUGAUAGUAAGUUACCAUCGAGGGUGAUUGAAGAACUCAGCGUGGUGCUGCAGCGGACGAGAACCUUCCCGAAAGACUCACAGGGUGAGCAGAUCUUGCCGAAGGAGAUUAAUUAGUUUUGCAAUUUUUUUUAAAAAAAUAUUGUGUACAGUAUGUAUGUGCAAACCAGAAACCAAACAGUAAAAUUCAUGGUGUGUGAGAUUUGUCUGGCUAUACAUAAGCAUUUAAAUAGCAUUUUAAAAAUCUCUGUGUACAUAAUGUGAUAAGUAGAAGAUGACGCUUUUUUUUAGGUCUGAACAAAGCUUGUACAGUUCCACUGUAUUGACCAUGUUUAAGAAGGCAUUGGGUUACUUUGACUCAGCCAGACUUUUGCAGCAGUUGCCUGUUGAAUGGUGUAAUUUAUGAGCAGAAAUCUCAAACUGUACUGUACUGUACUGUAUAAAAUGCUUUGUUUAAAUGAAGCCUACGAACCUGUAUGUAACACGUUUUGCACUUUGAGAAACCUCGUAUAUUCAGUUACCAUACGUUUUUAGGUUUACAUAGGGUCCAUCUUACGGAAAAGAAAGGGAAGCGGAAAGGAGAAGGAUCAUUUUAGUGGCUGCCUAUCAACCAUUGGGGUUUUAAAAAGGGGCAAGGAAACGAAGGGGGUCAGUGAAGUCCUGAUCCGCAGUGAACGAGGAGGACUCCUAUUAAUAAGGAACUGCUUGUUAAGAGAAAAGCCUAGUGACUGUGUCCCAAGACAACAUUCAACCAACAAACACCAGUGAUGACGGCACAGGCCACGCUCACUUGCCGUGUUACUGACCGGGCCACAGAACACACUCACUACACUCGGUUCUGCGGAGGUGGCUGCCGACAAGGAGCGUCCGCUGCACUGAAGACCGUGUGUAUGCACAGGACCUGCCAUGACGCCGUUCGCACUGUCACUAUAGACGUUUUGUUUUCGUACAAACUCACUGUCACAGGGUUUUGUUAUUGUUUUGUUUGAUGCUUUUGUUAUAUUUUUAUUUUGUAUUUCAUUUCUUAAGUCAGGUGGUAAUGUGUUUCUCUGCAAGGUCAGAAUUAACUGGAAAUGUACAACAUAUGGCCAUUUUAGUCGAGUCUCUUUAUUUAAAAAAAAAGUAGUCUCCUCCUUGUGCUUAAUAAAUAAUAACAAAGCCCUCUCUUAACUGCUUCCACAUCAAAGUCAGCCACUGAGUUAGUGAUCUUCCUCCGACAAAUACUGUCUAAUUACAGUUCAUGUUAGGGACAGCGCUUUUCACUGGUUAAAGAAUUUUAUUAGGUCUAAUGAGUUUUGAUUAAAAUUACAUAGCUAAGCUCUAUUUCGACCACUUAUUUUCCCCCAGUUUUCAGGUUUCUUCUUCAAGAUCUAUUAAGCAAAGGCCCAUACUUUGGUCAGUCCAUCAUAGUAUAGUAAUAUACCCUCAAAUGCUCUAAAUUUCUUCAUUGUAAAAUACCGAUUACUUCUAUUUGGUGGUGAUAUUAUAGUUUACUACCAUGGGUGUGUGAUAUUUAUUCUUUAAAAAAAAUUCCAAUCGAUUUGGAUUUAAAGAAACUGCAGGUCAGUUUAUAAAACAAGUAGCACUGCUGAGGACGCUUCAUUUAAAGCAAAAAUUAUGGUAUUUAGGAAAAAAAAUCUUAAGCUAUUUUUCCUAAUAAGUGAUAAUAUUUAUGAAGUAAGUAGGCAAUGACAAUGUUUGACACCAGAAAAGUAUCUGGAGGUUUUUUUUUUUUUACCUGCGUUGUCUGAAUAUUUUUGAAAUUGGAGCUUAAAAUCUGGUAGUUGUUCCCCUUUCUUUUUCAUGAGUAAAAUAAGGGCUAAUGAUGACGUCUCAUACUUUGAAUAAAUUGUCUUACAAGUCCAUUUGAACGUGAUUGUUAUUUCAAAAUAAUCUUUAACUUCUGAAAAUAAAUUGAAUCUUCUUUCUUUUUCCUUUUUAUUUUUUUGAGAAGACUUUUUAAAAAUUUUUUAAAUAAUAAAUUUAUUUUUUAUUGGUGUUUAAUUUACCAACAUACAAAAUAACACCCAGUGCUCAUCCCAUCAAGUGCCCCCCUCAGUGCCCACCACCCAGUCACCUCCACCCAGCGCCCUCCUCCCCUUCCACCACCCCUAGUUCCUUUCCCAGAGUUAGGAGUCUUCCAUGUUCUGUCUCCCUUUCUGAUAUUUCCUACCCAUUUCUUCUCCCUUUUUAAACAUUUGAAUAUAUACUUCAAAGAAAAGCUAUAUCAUACUGUCCAAACAGGUCACCAUGAAUAUUACUCUAUUUUAAAUGAUGAAUAUAUACGGAGAUAGGACACAAACAUAUGGAUGGUACUCUUUCAUUUCUGUAGCCCUAAAGUUAAUUACUAGACAUGGUUUUUAAGUAUUUGACUUCUAAACAAAUCAUUAAUUGAUGAUUUAUCAAAGUGACACUGAAAAUUCAAAACUAAGCAAAAGUAAUUGAAGCAAAAUAUGACUUGUGUAUAUAACUAUAAUAGCUGCCAAUAUGCAUUAUUCAGAUGGCAAUUUAUAAUUCUAAAAUACACAAACUAUUGAAAAAGGAAGUAUUUUUGAAAAUGUAUCGAAUUUAUUUGAAGCAACUGUAGUAUUCACAUAUUUUCAUGUUAUCUCAAACUUUUGAAAAUCAUUGUGGGGAAAAGAUGAAAACUUUUACCAUCUUAUCAAAAUUUGCACCGAGACUUUCAUAAUUAUCAUUCUCUCAACAAAAGAAUUCUGUUUAUAAUGUGAACAGUUGUCUGUCAUGUGUACAAUCAUGUUUAAUCAUCUGGAAAUGCAAAGCACAGAAAUGAAUAUUAAGUUACUAAAAUUAACCUGUUUUUUUAUCAGUUAUUAUUUUGAACAAUUUUUUAUUGCAAAUGUGCUAGGUUAUAAUGUACAUUCCUGCCUUCUCUGCCAUGGCUACCAUAUGAAUGUCAACUUAGUAACAUAGCUCUAUAGACUUAAGACCUUUUAUGAAUUAUGGACUCAUGUACAGAAUCUAAAUGUCCUCAUCUGAGAAGUGGGAAUAACACCUAUCUUGUAGACAUCUUGUGAUGACUAAUUGUAUAUAUAUAUUUAUAUAUGUGUUUGUGUAUAUAUACAUAAACACACACAUCUAUCUCUUAGAGUUUUAAUAAAUGUUGCUUAUUAAUGUA
Molecule: messenger RNA, 8619 nt
Organism: Nyctereutes procyonoides (raccoon dog)
Lineage: Eukaryota; Metazoa; Chordata; Mammalia; Carnivora; Canidae
Gene: ARAP2
Product: ArfGAP with RhoGAP domain, ankyrin repeat and PH domain 2
Exons: 33
Coding region: 471-5600 (1709 amino acids)
Biological process (GO): signal transduction; positive regulation of GTPase activity
Molecular function (GO): protein binding; GTPase activator activity; phosphatidylinositol-3,4,5-trisphosphate binding
Source: RefSeq, a predicted model, not a curated record